Lasiosphaeria miniovina is the source of this 2053-nucleotide messenger RNA. Its product is annotated as N-terminal C2 in EEIG1 and EHBP1 proteins-domain-containing protein. The record is from RefSeq and is a predicted model, not a curated record. The transcript is spliced from 3 exons. Bases 377 to 1939 code for a protein of 520 amino acids. Lineage: Eukaryota; Fungi; Ascomycota; Sordariomycetes; Sordariales; Lasiosphaeriaceae.
ACCGUCCAUCCACGGGCAUGUAACCCGUCCGUUAAACAGGUCAUGGCAGCCCUCAUCAGUAAGCAUAAUAACUGACUAGCGACGCUUUCCUUUAUCAUCACAUUCCGCUCCAUUGUUUCGGUUUGCUCAGCCAAGCAGCAACAGGACCGACCGACAGUCAGACAGACCAUACAGUCAGCCUUGUCGAGUGUCGUGUUGAGUGAUAUUCCUCCCAAUACGAGUCUACAGUUUCACAACCGCUCACUCCUCUUGCACGUUUUUUCUACCCGUUGCUCGUCCACACUUUGGCCUUUCGUCAUUAUGAGGCUCACCUCCCCACUCGUCCAUCAGCUUUAACUUUACACUUGUUCCCGUCUCUGCGAUAUCCGUAGCUGAUAUGCAGUUUCUCCCUUUAGUUAACAAGGCGAGAAAGCCCAAAUUUGAACUGCACCUCAAGAUCUACGAUCUGAACAAUGUGCCUCUCGUGUCGGGCGUGUCCUUGAUCAAAUGGAGUCUCCCAGGUAGUAUCCACGGGGAGCACCGGGGUCGCACCCAGAAAUGCCCCAUCUUGAACCACCGCGUCGAUUACCACUACUCCAAGCUCGUCCCCGUGCGCAUCUCCAUAGAUCGCAACAACCACUUGGCCGAAUGCCCCAUCGAGUUUGAGGUUUUGCAAGAGUUCAACCUCGGUGGCGCGGGCGGCGUGAUCGGUCGAGACGAGAAGAUCACGCUCGGCACCGUGCGUCUUAACCUCAGCGAAUACAUCGAAGAGGGCGAGGCUAUUUUGCGUGAUGGCGGCACUGCUGCCCCAGCCUCGUUCGGUCCUACUUUCAACUUACCUGGACCUGGAGACACCAAGUCGGGACAUCACCGCAAGCGUAGCUCACUCAGUGGCAUGGGGCCAGACAUUGGAUCUUUGGCAGAAGAAGAAAGCGUGCCAGCAACGCUCGUGCGGGACGGUGUGGUGCGACGCUAUCUGAUGCAGGAGAGCAAGAUCAACUCAACCCUCAAGAUCAGCAUCCUGAUGGUGCAGGUUGAUGGAGAUCGCAACUACGUUGCCCCCCCCCUUAAGACGGCCCCCGUGUUUGGCGGCAUCGCUGGCUUCGUGGCAAACGACGCACUGGAGCCUGUGGACGCCGGCGCCAACGCCGGCCAAGUGCCUUCGCCGGGCAACAAGUCGGGUGACGCGUUCGAGCUGCAAGAUGUAUACCGCCGCGCCCUCGCCGCCAGCUGGGCAUGCCAGCCCGGCGAGCUACCUGCCGAUCAGUGCAUCGAAGACAUAUUCGCCGGCGGGGACGGCUUCCGCACAGCGCCGUCCGCGAAUAAGAGGCCCUCUUCGCAGCCGCGACAUCCCCAUAGUCCUCCGGUUACUGGUCAGAAUCACGGCAUAAGAACCGGAGGCUCUAGCGGCGGUGUGACGGGUAACAGUUCCCCUAGCACGGGCGGGUCGGCAAGCAACGCUCCGCGGGAGGACAACGAUUCCCCCUCGGGCGACGACGAGAGUACAGAUAUGAUGGCCACUCUAAAGCCUCGUGACAUGGCGAGGUUGCGCAGCCAUCUGCACUUGCACCAUUUGCGCCAUCACAGCGGCGCUAGUGACCGGAGCACAGGCACUGCCCUGGGGGGCGACCAAAGCCGCAGCAGUCGCAACCCCGACCGCGACCGUGAAACAGAUCGAGAACCAAGCCGCGGUAUAGGGCUGAACCUCAGUGGCAACCUCAGCGGCAGCGGCAGCAGUAACGGCUCAAAUCGCGACUUAACGCAGCUGCUCAACCACCGCCGCAACAGUAGUAAGGACACCACGGGUGGCGGUAGGCGCAGCCGCAGCGAGAGCCUAGCGACGACAAUUGGUAGCGAUCGAGAACGCAAUCGCGAUGGCUUGAAGCGCGCCCGUGAGGUUGACGAGUUUGACAUGCGCGAUGAUCUCGUUGCCUGGGCCGUCCCGGUUAUACCAACCUAGCCCCCCUUUUUUCUCUUGCUUGUUUAUAUUUCCAUCCUGUUUGCUACCCCCUUUCAAUGGGUUUCUAUCAGCUGAGUUAUUCUCUUCGGGUUCUCAACCGACUGACGGCUUUUU